GUUUUGCUCCACAUGACGUAUAAGAAACUUCCUCAGAAAAAAAACAGUAAACAAAUUCAUAUAUUCGGCUGGAACGUAUUGAGCAGCGCUUGCUUGCUUUAAUUUUUUGGGAAUUACGAAGCUUUCGGUUGACAUCACACGCAGGUUAAAGCAGGUCGACAUACAGGAGCGACACAAAGAAGUGAACUGUAGGAAAAGCUCAGCGCGCCGAACGUUUGUUUAGUUUAGUGAUUAGUGAACGCUCAGGCUUCUCUUCCGGUAACAAUACUACGAGCAGCGCUCGUCUUGAAGAAAUCGUUCAUAUUUAGACAUGGUGAAGCAGACCAAGGCCAAAACUUUCCAGGCCUAUCUGGACUUCUGUCACCGCCGCUACAGCUGCGUCCACUGCCGUGCACACCUGGCCAACCACGAUGACCUGAUUUCUAAGUCAUUUCAAGGCAGUCAAGGACGUGCCUAUCUGUUCAAUUCUGUGGUGAACGUGGGUUGUGGCCCAGCAGAAGAAAGGCUUCUGCUGACCGGUCUUCAUGCUGUAGCUGAUAUUUACUGCGAGAAUUGCCACACCACACUGGGCUGGAAAUAUGAGCAGGCAUUUGAGUUAAGUCAGAAGUAUAAGGAGGGAAAGUUUAUUAUUGAAUUAUCUCACAUGAUUAAGGAUAAUGGCUGGGACUGAAGCGUUCAGCCUUUGCUUUAACUUUGUCACCGCUUGCAGCUUCUCCAAGAACGUCAUGAGAUGCUUUCUUUUAUAUCUAUAUAUAUCCAUCUAUGAUCUACAUUUACUAUUGUGAGCACCUUUUUCCACACUUGUAUCCCAAUGCACCAGUUUUUUAAGGGGGCAGGGCAGUCUUGGGUGAUUGGUUUGUGUGUGUGUUUGUGCUUUUUAUAUGUAUUUGGAGGUGUGCUUGUGUGUGAGGCAUGCUUGAAGAAACCGUGCUAAAAUUAUCAACUACGUAAAUCCAGUUUUAAAGAAUUCUUGGCAUAAGCCCACAAAUUCUCCAAAUUAAGUGCAGUUCAUGAGGUUUGGUUAUAGCAUGAUCAAAAUGCCAAGAUCCAAUGCUUUUUUUUUAAAAUUCAAUUAAUUUUUACUUUAAAGAGCGAGGUAUUUGUGAAUGAGGUAGUGCGAGUGAAAUAACUUUAUCGUAUGUUGUUUGUGUCUGUGUUUGUGGGGCUUAGAGUGGAUCAUGUGCAAUAUGUGUGUAUGUGAGAGAGUUUGCAUUAAGGAUGAUUCAUGCCUCCAAAUUAAGUCAUUUUUGGUUGAAUUCAUCUUUUACUUCACCAAGUCACUGGGGAGUCCCAACAGAUUAUCAUCCUGAUGAACAAGCAGGCUUGUUGCUGUAGAGAUGUCCACAGUUGACUGACCUUCUUAAGACACGUCAAUUACAGCUUAUAAGUAUAUACAGCUUAUUGUAAUUGGGAUAUAAAUUUUUCUCUGUUUGUCUUGUUUCUUGUUUUGGUUUUUUUGUCUAUGAGAAAUGUAUUAAGUAUAUUCUAACACUGAGCAGCAUGUACAGAGACAUUGAUCUGAUCAUUUUAGAGCAGACAUGUAAAUGUGCUUAUGAUUGUGUAGCAGAGUAUUUCUUUGAAUGCUAAAGUGUAUUAAGUUAACCUGAAUUCUUUACAUUAAAGUAUGGGGUAAAUGAAAA
Molecule: messenger RNA, 1640 nt
Organism: Carassius carassius (crucian carp)
Lineage: Eukaryota; Metazoa; Chordata; Actinopteri; Cypriniformes; Cyprinidae
Product: protein yippee-like 3
Exons: 5
Coding region: 311-670 (119 amino acids)
Source: RefSeq, a predicted model, not a curated record